CACUCCCGCCUUCAGUCUUCAUUUCUCACUCAGUUCUUUCGUAUCACUUCGUUGUCUGUCGUGCUAUGCCGCAGCUGAUGGGGUACUAGUACUAGUGUAUAUAGUCAGUGUUAUGAGUGCUUCCAUUACUGUCGAAAGCUUACAGUGAACCCAACGGUUUUAGUGAGUAAUUUUAGUUCCGGAGAAGCGUAAACUCCUGUGUUUCACCGGCAGUAAUACGUUGUGUCUGUUGCAUUGAAUUUGCAACAUGGCGGAUAGUGAUACCGCAGGUGACCGGUCGGAUCCGGACUUCAAAUAUCUCUCCGUAGAUAGGAAUACCUUUAAUGACCCUGCAACUCAAGCGGAAUGGACCCAAAAACGUCUCGUUUGGGUACCGCACGAAACGCACGGCUUCGUCGCUGCAGGUAUCAAAGGCGAAAGGGGCGACGAGGUAGAAGUCGAAAUCUCUGAUACCGGCAAAAGAACUUUGGUUGCCAAGGAUGAUAUCCAAAAGAUGAACCCUCCCAAGUAUAACAAAGUGGAGGAUAUGGCUGAUCUUACAUGUUUAAACGAAGCAUCUGUACUUCAUAACAUCAAGGAUAGAUACUAUUCUGGACUGAUUUAUACAUACUCUGGCCUUUUCUGUGUGGUGGUCAACCCCUACAAGAGGCUACCCAUCUACACGGAAAAGAUCAUGGAGCGCUAUAAGGGGAUCAAGCGGCACGAGGUCCCUCCACACGUAUUUGCCAUCACAGACACAGCUUACCGUUCCAUGCUGCAAGAUCGUGAAGACCAAUCAAUCCUGUGUACUGGAGAGUCUGGAGCCGGCAAGACAGAAAAUACCAAGAAGGUGAUCCAAUACCUUGCCUAUGUUGCUGCCAGCAAGCCUAAAGGAUCCUCCACACCUCACACGAUGACGGAGAGUGCUUGGGAAAAUGGCCCGAGUCCGGCUCUUAUUAUCGGUGAGCUUGAACAACAGUUGCUCCAAGCGAAUCCGAUUUUAGAGGCGUUUGGAAAUGCAAAGACUGUCAAAAAUGACAACUCAUCAAGAUUUGGCAAGUUCAUCAGAAUCAACUUUGAUGCAAGUGGAUAUAUUGCUGGAGCUAAUAUCGAGACGUAUCUACUGGAGAAAUCCAGGGCAAUCAGACAAGCCAAGGAUGAGAGGACGUUCCACAUCUUCUAUCAGUUGCUGGCAGGUGCCUCGGCUGAGCAGAAGAAGGACUUUAUCCUAGAAGACGCGAAGAGCUACCCAUUCCUCAGCAACAAGAGCAUGCCAAUACCUGGUGUAGAUGACUCAGCAGAGUUCCAGGCUACGGUCAAGGCCAUGAGCAUCAUGGGGAUGACCAACGAGGACUAUUCAGCAAUAUUCCGUAUUGUGUCGGCCGUGAUGCUGUUUGGCAGCAUGCAAUUCAAGCAGGAACGUAACAACGACCAGGCAACGUUGCCAGACAACACUGUCGCACAGAAGGUGGCGCACCUGCUCGGACUGAGCAUAACAGAGAUGACCAAGGCCUUCCUCAAGCCUCGUAUCAAGGUCGGGCGGGACUUUGUCACCAAGGCGCAGACAAAGGAGCAGGUGGAGUUUGCUGUAGAGGCAAUCUCGAAGGCUUGCUACGAACGGAUGUUCCGGUGGUUGGUCAACCGGAUCAACCGCUCUUUGGAUCGCACUAAACGUCAGGGAGCUUCCUUUAUCGGAAUCCUUGACAUGGCCGGAUUCGAGAUAUUUGAGCUGAACUCCUUUGAACAGCUCUGCAUCAACUAUACCAACGAGAAGCUGCAGCAGUUGUUCAACCACACCAUGUUCAUACUGGAGCAGGAGGAGUACCAGAGGGAGGGCAUCGAGUGGAAGUUCAUCGACUUUGGACUGGACUUGCAGCCCACCAUUGAUCUCAUCGAUAAGCCGAUGGGUGUGAUGGCUCUACUGGAUGAAGAGUGUUGGUUCCCAAAGGCUACAGACAAGUCGUUUGUUGAGAAGUUGGUCAGUGCCCAUAUUGAACAUCCCAAGUUCAUCAAGACAGACUUUCGGGGCGUUGCAGACUUUGCCAUCAUCCACUAUGCUGGGAAGGUGGACUACUCUGCCAACAAGUGGCUGAUGAAGAACAUGGACCCACUCAACGAGAACGUGGUGUCCUUACUACAGUCCAGUCAGGACCCAUUCGUCUGCCACAUCUGGAAAGAUGCUGAGAUAGUGGGCAUGGCGCAGCAGGCCAUGAGCGACACACAGUUUGGCGCCAGAACAAGAAAGGGAAUGUUCCGCACCGUGUCGCAACUGUACAAGGAGCAGUUGGCCAAGCUGAUGGUGACGUUGCGCAACACCAACCCCAACUUUGUUCGGUGUAUCAUCCCCAACCACGAGAAGCGAGCAGGCAAGAUAGAUGCUCCCUUGGUGCUGGAUCAGCUGCGGUGUAACGGUGUCCUUGAGGGCAUCAGGAUCUGCAGGCAGGGCUUCCCCAACAGGAUACCCUUCCAGGAAUUCCGACAGCGCUAUGAGCUGCUGACACCAAACGUCAUUCCCAAGGGUUUCAUGGACGGCAAGAAGGCCUGUGAGAAGAUGAUAGCGGCACUGGAGCUUGACCCGAACCUCUACCGAGUGGGACAGUCAAAGAUAUUCUUCCGUGCAGGAGUGUUGGCUCACCUGGAGGAGGAACGGGAUUACAAGAUUACAGACCUCAUUGUCAACUUUCAGGCCUUCUGUCGUGGGUAUCUGGCGAGACGCAACUACCAAAAGCGUCUGCAGCAACUCAACGCCAUCCGGAUCAUCCAGAGAAACUGUUCUGCGUAUCUUAAGCUGCGCAACUGGCAGUGGUGGAGGCUGUACACUAAGGUGAAACCACUGCUGGAAGUCACCAAACAGGAGGAGAAGCUGACGCAGAAGGAGGACGAGCUGAAACAGGUCAGGGAGAAAUUGGACUCGCAACUGAGGAGCAGUGAGGAGUAUGAGCGGCGCCUGCAGGUGGCAGUGGACGAGAAGAACAUGCUGCAGGAACAGUUGCAGGCCGAGGUAGAGCUGUGUGCGGAGGCUGAGGAGAUGAGAGCCAGGUUGGCGGCAAGGAAGCAAGAACUGGAAGAGAUCUUGCAUGACCUGGAGGCCAGGAUUGAAGAGGAGGAAGAGAGGUCUAACAACCUGGCCAGUGAGAAGAAAAAACUUCAGCUUAAUAUCCAGGACCUGGAAGAGCAGCUGGAGGAAGAAGAGGCUGCCCGGCAGAAACUACAGCUGGAUAAGGUGCAGUGCGAUGCUAAGCUGAAGAAACUGGAAGAGGAUUGUGCUCUGAUGGAAGACACCAACUCUAAACUGAUCAAGGAGAAGAAGGUGCUGGAGGAAAGGGCAGCGGACCUGGCACAGACACUGGCCGAGGAGGAGGAGAAGGCUAAGCACCUGGCCAAGCUCAAGGCCAAACAUGAGAGUACUAUAGCAGAGCUUGAGGAGAGGCUACUGAAGGACCAUCAACAGCGACAGGAGAUGGACCGGAAUAAGAGGAAAGUAGAAACGGAGGUGAAUGAUCUGAAGGAACAAUUGAACGAGCGGAAACUGCAGGUGGAGGAGUUACAACUGCAGCUGGGUAAGAGAGAAGAGGAGCUGGCACAGUCGCUGAUGCGCAUUGAUGAAGAGGGAGCAGGGAAGGCAGCCACGCAGAAGGCUCUGCGAGAGCUGGAAUCACAGUUGGCAGAAUUACAGGAGGACCUAGAGGCAGAAAAGGUGGCAAGAGCAAAGGCGGAGAAGCAGAAGCGGGAUCUGAAUGAAGAGUUGGAGGCACUGAAAAACGAACUGCUAGACUCCCUUGACACCACAGCUGCCCAGCAGGAACUGCGGACCAAGAGAGAACAGGAGUUAGCAACACUGAAGAAGACCCUUGAAGAAGAGACACAGCUGCACGAGGUUCAACUGACAGAAAUGAGACACAAGCACACGCAAGAAUUGACCACAGUCAACGAACAGCUUGAACAGCUCAAGAAGGCCAAGGCAGCAUUGGAGAAGAGCAAGUCUACGCUAGAAGCGGAGGCAGCUGACCUGGCAACAGAGGUGCGCAGUGCAGGCGCAGCACGUGCAGAACUGGAGAGGCGGCGGAAACAGGCAGAAGCAGCACAGAGUGAGGCGCUAGCCCGACUUACCGAGGUGGAAAGAGCACGCAGUGAGUUGGCCGACCGAGUUACCAAACUGUCAGCGGAGUCCGAGUCAAUUACUGCACAACUUGAGGAAGCUGAGCUGCGAGCAUCGGCUGCGAUCAAAUCAGCGGCAACGAUGGAAACACAGCUGAGUGAGGCACAAGCCCAGUUAGAAGAGGAGACCAGACAGAAGCUGGCAUUGAGUAGUCGACUACGACAAGUAGAGAGUGAAAAAGAAGCGCUCAAAGAGCAACUUGAGGAGGAAGAAGAGGCUAAAAAGAAUUUGGAGAAGCAAGUUGUCGCCCUCAGCCUACAAGUUACCGAGGCCAAGAAGAAGGCGGAGGAGGAAGCAGAAAAUGUGGCUCAGCUGGAGGAAAGCAGGAAAAAGUUGCUCAAGGAUGUGGAAACACUGCAACGCCAAGUGGAAGAGCUGCAGGCUGCCAAUGACAAACUGGACAAGAGCAAGAAAAAGCUGCAGGCAGAGCUAGAAGAUUCCAAUAUCGACCUGGAGACUCAGCGGGCUAAAGUACUGGAGUUGGAAAAGAAACAGCGAAACUUUGACAAAGUGCUAGCCGAAGAAAAGGCAGUGUCAGAGCAGAUAGCUCAGGAGCGAGAUGCUGCUGAGCGAGAGGCUCGAGAGAAGGAGACACGUUUACUGUCGCUAACACGAGAACUGGAUGAGAUGAUGGACAAGGUGGAAGAGUUUGAGAGAGCCAAGCGGCAAUUGCAGGCAGAGCUGGAUGAGUUGGCAAACAACCAGGGAACUGCAGACAAGAAUGUCCACGAUUUGGAGAAGGCCAAGCGUAUACUGGAGACUCAGUUAGCAGAACAGAAGGCUCAGAAUGAGGAGUUAGAGGAUGAGCUGCAGAUGACCGAAGAUGCCAAGUUGAGACUGGAGGUCAACAUGCAGGCUCUGCGCACACAGUUUGAACGUGACGUACAGGCUAAGGAGGAGUCAUGCGAGGAAAAGCGUCGUGGACUGCAGAAACAACUGCGUGAUGUUGAGGCGGAACUGGAAGAUGAACGGAAGCAACGAGCAACCGCAUUGGCUGCACGAAAGAAAUUGGAGGCCGACUUCAAGGACAUGGAACAGCAACUGGAGAUGCACAACAAGCUCAAGGAUGAUGCCCUGAAACAGCUGAAAAAAUUGCAGACCCAGCUGAAAGACACGACGAGGGAUGCAGAUGAGGCACGGGCAGCCCGUGACGAGGUUGCGGCUACUAUGAAGGAGACGGACAGACGACUCAAGUCACUGGAAGCCGAGCUGCUGCAGCUACAAGAGGAGCUGGCAUCAUCUGAACGCAGUCGUCGUGCUGCAGAGACCGAACGUGACGAGCUACAAGAGGAAAUCAACUCCAAUGCCAACAAGGGGACACUGCUGGCUGACGAGAAACGACGACUGGAGGCUCGUAUCUCUACACUGGAAGAGGAUCUGGACACUGAGCAGAGCAAUACAGAAGCACUCAUGGACCGCAUGCGUAAGACCCAACUGUCCCUGGAGCAACUUACCACAGAGUUGGCUGCUGAGAGAUCGCAGACACAGAAGCUGGAAAGUAACCGGAUGUUGUUGGAGAGACAGAACAAGGAGCUGAAGGCCAAGUUGAAUGAGCUGGAGACAAGCCAACGUAGCAAGACUAAGGCCACCAUUCUGUCACUGGAGAGCAAGAUCAACAACCUGGAGGAGCAACUGGAGUCCGAGGCCAAGGAGAGGCUAAUCCAACAGAAGUCUAACCGAAAGCUGGACAAGAAGUUGAAGGAGUUGAUGAUGCAGUUGGAGGAUGAAAGGAGACAUGCUGACCAGUACAAGGACCAGGUCGAGAAGAUCAAUGUCCGAGUGAAGGUGCUGAAAAGACAACUAGAUGAGGCCGAGGAGGAAAACUCAAGAGAGAAAAUCCAGAAGAGAAAGAUCCAGAGAGAUCUGGAGGACCUUCUUGAAUCCAAUGAUGUAUUGCAGCGAGAAAACAACAACCUUAAGAAGAAAGUCAGUAACAUGACAGAAAGUCCGCCUGUCGUCUCCAAGGAGCUGGUGAGGCAGACAGCCAACAAACUACGGCGCAUCAGUUGUCCCGCCAUUAGAGGCGUGAGUGGCAUGGGGCUGAGCUCUCGGCUCACGUCGUCCAAGCGAGGUUCAAUCCCCACUGAAGAUAGUUCCAGUGUCAACAACACAGCUGAUGACUCAAUAGACGAGGACGAGGUGCCUGCGUCGUAAACUGCUACCACCAACGGUUUUUCGGCAGGGGACUUAAGGACGUGUUUCAACUCGUCAACUCAUGCUCACUCGUGUACAUUCCCCAGUCCUCUUCCUGCCUUCGCUCUUCAUUUUAUAAACUACAUCUUUCAAUUUUAUUAUUUAUAAAAAGUAACCGAGAAAUGCCUUAACCGUGGGCGUUGUCACCGGUUACAAGGUUUGUUAGAUAUAAAGAUAUGUGUACAGUUGAAAAUUAUUACCUUUUUAUCGCAAGUUGUAAUCAAUCGUAUUUUAAUAAUGAAUCGUGUCAUAAUAUUUAAUUUAAUUAAGUUUAUUUACAUUAAUGUUUAUUAUUAUUAUUAUUAUAUACUGUGGAUGCCUUCAUGAUUUUCUACUCAAGCCCUGUAUUGUAUACCUAAACUAACCCAGAUGAGCAUUUUUAUAGCUUUUCAGUCCUCUUGAGUGCGCGUGUGUGUAUAGUGAGUGCUUGUGUGAGUGCGUGUGUGUGUCUGGUGUACAUAUAUUAUAUUGCAGAGGACUUAACAGCGUAGGCUAUGCAGGUAAUGGUUAAUUAUUAGAAAGACGUGAUACUUACAACUUUGUAUUGGGCAUAAAUAAACAGAGAUGGAGAUUUA
Homalodisca vitripennis (glassy-winged sharpshooter) is the source of this 6906-nucleotide messenger RNA. It is a transcript of the gene zip, whose product is annotated as myosin heavy chain, non-muscle. Lineage: Eukaryota; Metazoa; Arthropoda; Insecta; Hemiptera; Cicadellidae. The coding region runs from base 248 to 6292 and encodes 2014 amino acids. The transcript has 37 exons. Gene Ontology annotation, cellular component: myosin complex. The record is from RefSeq and is a predicted model, not a curated record. Gene Ontology annotation, molecular function: cytoskeletal motor activity; actin filament binding; ATP binding.